AUAUACUCGAUAGCCCUUACAGAAUAUUUCCGAGAGUAGUCACAGUACUAGGUUUUCUUGGUAGAUUUUUUCCAAAGUUCCAUUUCCCAGGAUUUUUAAUCUUAUUUUUCUUUCGUUAUGGAGGUGAAAACAGUUGCUAAUGAACUGGAAAUCGAUAUGAUUCGUUCAGUCGUUGGAUCUGAGGUUUCAGAACCGCACAUCCUGAAAGUUCUUUCUAGCUGCAACAACAACGCCGAAGCAGCCGUGAACUACCUCCUCGACAACCCUCUGCCGUCGGACGUGAUAAAGACUGAAACUGCCACAGGCGCCCAGAUUUCCGGGCCGAUGAAGCUGGAAGAAAAAAACGAAGAGUUGAAAGGAUUAGACUGUUCUGAUAACAAGGAAGUGAAGAAAGAACCAGAUUUAGACGUCCAGAGCAUUCUCCCAGUGGUUGAGGUUUCGCCCGAGGAGAUGCACGAACAGAAGGGUGUGAAAAUUGAAAGUGAAGAACUGAGUAUAUCGGAAAUGGGAGCUGAUAGCAAGGCUAUGGUGGUGACAUCCAAGAAAGAAGAGGCGGAAGAGGUUCUCUAUGUAGAGCCAUUAUCAGUGAGGGCUCCUCCUUUAAAGCCUGCGUUUGAGAGAAUCCGGCCUAGGCCUCAGAAUGGGAAGGCGGAGAAGAAAGUGGAAAUGGCCCUUAGUACCGUUGUGAUUGAGGAUGGGGAUUUUCCUGACGAGGCUGAUUGGUUGUUGGUCGGAAGAAACAUUAUCACGGGGCUUUCUACUACGAGAGGAAGGAAAUUGGAGAAUAAUGAGAUUGUUCACUUCUCCUUUCCAGGACAUGAUUCAUUCAAGUAUGCGAAAGGCUCCACAUCCAUUGUCAGGUUCUCCACCAAACGUUUUGGAGAGAUUGGUCGACUUCCAAUGGAAUGGGCAAAAUGCUUAAUUCCACUAGUGAAUUCUACAAAGGUGAAGGUUCGUGGCAGAUGUGUAGCUGCUCCUGUUAAUCUUCAACUGAUGCAAGAGAUUGUGUUAUACGUUAGUUUCUACAUCAACAGAUCAGUGUUCACUGUCGGUGAUAAGUCCACUUGGAGGCUUGACUCUCCUUCAGAGAUUGACACCACAACAUAUCCACUUCUAACUCUGUUCAAGCUAUUAAAAAUCAAUCCUUUCCAGAAGGCUGAUUUUAAUCCGGAGGAUAUUGAUUCUCGCAAACGCUCCCUAAACGUAGAAAUGAUGCCUAUGACGAAAAGGAUAAGGGGUUGUACACAGACUCGUGAGAAUGGACAGAAUGAACAGUCUAUUCCAGAAUCUACUCUAAACAAACUUGUUGGUGCUGCUGAGAUGUAUGACCUAAAGGAGAUGGAACCACCUAAAACCCUUAUGUGUAGCUUGAGGCCCUAUCAGAAGCAGGCCCUUUACUGGAUGUCAGAAUUGGAGAAGGGUUCUGAUGCAGAACAAACAGCCAAAUCAUUGCAUCCUUGUUGGGCAGCAUACAGAAUUUGUGAUGAGAGAGGCCCUGCAAUCUAUGUGAACAUUUUCUCUGGUGAAGCAGCUACAGAAUUUCCUUCUGCAUCUGAAACAGCAAGAGGAGGAAUUUUAGCAGAUGCAAUGGGGCUUGGGAAAACUGUCAUGACAAUUGGGUUGAUACUUGCAAGACUGGGCAAGGGUAUCCCUAAUGAUCCGGAGCUUCUUGUUGAGGAUAUGGCUAUCACUGAAUAUUCACAGAGUAGGGAUGGCCAUGCCAAGAACAGAAGAGUUAAAGGUGGCACUCUCAUUGUUUGCCCUAUGGCAUUACUUGGUCAGUGGAAGGAUGAACUUGAAGCUCAUUCACAGCCAGAUAGCAUAUCUGUUUUUGUUCAUUAUGGUGGGGAUCGAAGCAGUGACCCUAGAACUAUAGCAGAACCAGAUGUGGUCUUAACAACCUAUGGAAUCCUAACUGCUGCAUAUAAAAGAGACAUGGAUAAUAGCAUAUUUCAUAAAGUUGAUUGGCACCGGGUUGUUCUCGAUGAAGCGCACACUAUUAAGUCUUGGAAAACUAUGGGAGCAAAGGCUGCAUUCACAUUGUCUGCGCAUUGCAGGUGGUGUCUUACUGGUACCCCUCUUCAGAAUAAUGUAGAAGACCUUUACAGUCUUCUGUGUUUCUUGCAUGUUGAGCCGUGGUGUAAUUGGGCAUGGUGGAAUAAAUUAAUACAUAAACCUUAUGAGAAUGGUGAUCAGAGAGCACUGAAACUGAUCAAGGCCAUUCUCAGGCCACUAAUGCUUAGGAGAACAAAAGAUACAAAGGACAAGGAAGGAAGGCCAAUUCUUGUUCUGCCUCCAACUGAUAUUCAAAUCAUUGAGUGUGAACAGUCAGUAGAAGAGCGUGAUUUCUACGACGCCCUCUUCAAGAAAUCUAAAGUCCAGUUUGACCAAUUUGUAGCACAAGGCAAGGUUCUUCACAACUUUGCAAACAUUCUUGAGUUGCUUCUUCGUUUGAGGCAGUGUUGCAACCACCCUUUUCUUGUAAUGAGUCGGGGUGACACAGACAAAUUUGCAGACCUGAACAAACUUGCACAAAGGUUCCUUGAACCAAGUCCUGAUUCUGCCUCCCAGAAGGUGCCUACUCGAGCUUACAUUGAAGAAGUUGUUGGUGAUAUCCGUAAUGGUGAAAACACAGAAUGCCCCAUUUGCCUUGAGUCUGCUGAUGACCCAGUCCUCACACCUUGUGCACAUAGAAUGUGCAGAGAAUGUCUGUUAUCAAGCUGGCGAACCACAGCUGCUGGGUUGUGUCCAAUCUGUCGCAGGGUGCUGAAUAAAAAUGAACUCAUCACCUGUCCCUCUGCAAGCAAGUUCAGAGUGGAUGUUGAGAAGAACUGGAAGGAGUCUUCAAAGGUGAAAAAGCUAUUGGAAUGCUUACAUUGUUUACGCCGGUCAGGUUCUGGUGAAAAAAGCAUUGUCUUUAGCCAAUGGACAGCAUUUCUCGAUCUUCUGGAGAUCCCUCUCAAAAGAAGCGGGAUUGGGUUUCUAAGAUUUGAUGGGAGAUUGUCACAGAAACAAAGAGAAAAGGUCUUGAAAGAGUUCAGUGAGACUCAGGAGAAAAUGGUUUUGCUUAUGUCUCUGAAAGCUGGAGGAGUGGGGUUGAACUUGACAGCAGCUUCUAAUGUCUUUCUUGUGGAUCCAUGGUGGAAUCCCGCAGUUGAAGAACAGGCAAUCAUGAGAAUCCAUCGGAUUGGCCAGAAGCGUACAGUUUGUGUUCGGAGGUUCAUUGUCAAGGACACGGUGGAAGAAAGGAUGCAGCAAGUACAAGCUAGAAAGCAAAGGAUGAUCGCCGGAGCACUGACCGAUGAAGAAGUCCGGUCGGCGAGACUCGAAGAGCUGAAGAUGCUUUUCCGAUGAUUUUCGUUUCCAAUUUCCAAUUAUUAUCAAGCAUUGUAUAUAUAGGAACAAUAUUCCACCCAAUUUUUGCAAAGAUAAAUAGCGUAGUGGGGGAAAUUAGGCAAUUAGCUUUGAUUUUCAACAAUUAGCUCUUAGUCUCGUACUUAGCUUGGAUCUUUUGGCCCAGGAAUUUUGUUUUUAAAUUUAAUGUUAUUACAGUUAUUAAUGUGUUCUUACUUUCUAAGGCUCUAUUCAGGCACUGUUUGGGUAUAUGAUGAAAUCUCUUGAAACGUUUGCAAGA
Molecule: messenger RNA, 3634 nt
Organism: Cuscuta europaea
Lineage: Eukaryota; Viridiplantae; Streptophyta; Magnoliopsida; Solanales; Convolvulaceae
Source: the annotation of a GenBank genome assembly